This is a messenger RNA of Etheostoma spectabile (orangethroat darter), 2686 nucleotides long. RefSeq names its product trans-golgi network protein 2 (gene tgoln2). The transcript has 5 exons. The record is from RefSeq and is a predicted model, not a curated record. The coding region runs from base 279 to 2330 and encodes 683 amino acids. Lineage: Eukaryota; Metazoa; Chordata; Actinopteri; Perciformes; Percidae.
UCACAUCGGGGAGUGACAUCCUUCACUGGUCUCCGUCCAUAACAACAACAGACCGUUGGUCCAUUUCUUUAACUGUCUAUGGUUCGUCCACGGAAGCAGGAACAGGAACAGGUUGUCAACAGCCAACACCUCCAACAUUUAACUGUCUCUGCUCCUCCGUCGCCGUAGUCCAGCCGACCUGUCGACCUGCAUUCAUUAACGCGGAUUAGAGCGCGAGCUCAAAGCACAGCCACGUUAGACAUAUUCGGUUUGUAGUUUUCAGUCUCCGCGCGGACACAAUGAGGACGGCUGCCCUGACACUCGCAGUGUGUCUGUGUUUUUUCCUUGUCAGAGGGGGUCUUGUAAAUCCUGCCGGUGCGGCGACAGCCGGCGCGGCGACAGCCGGCGGGACGAAAGCCGGCGCGGCGAAAGCCGGGGAGGCGAAAGCCGGGGAGGCGACAGCCGGGGCGGCGAAAGCCGGGGAGGCGACAGCCGGCGGGACGAAAGCCGGGGAGGCGACAGCCGGCGGGACGACAGCCGUUCUGCGAAAGCCGGCGGGCGACAGCCGGCGGCCGAAAGCCGGCGACGACAGCCGGCGGGACAAGCCGGGGAGCGACAGCCGGCGGGGACGACAGCGGCGCGGACGACAGCCGGGCGCGAAAGCCGGCGCGAAAGCCGGGGCGGGACGGCGAAAGCCGGGCGGCGAAAGCCGGGCGGCGAAAGCCGGGGCGGCGAAAGCCGAGGGGCGAAAGCCGGGAGCUAAACCGAGGGGCGAAAGCCGAGGAGGCGAAAGCCGGCGGGACGAAAGCCGAGGAGGCGACAGCCGGCGGGACGAAAGCCGGGGAGGCGACAGCCGGCGGGACGACAGCCGGCGGGACGACAGCCGGCGGGACGACAGCCGGGGCGGCGAAAGCCGAGGAGGCGAAAGCCGAGGAGGCGAAAGCCGAGGAGGCGAAAGCCGGGGAGGCGAAAGCCGGGGCGGCGAAAGCCGGGGAGGCGAAAGCCGGGGCGGCGAAAGCCGAGGAGGCGAAAGCCGGGGCGGCGAAAGCCGAGGAGGCGAAAGCCGGGCGGCGAAAGCCGAGGAGGCGAAAGCCGAGGAGGCGAAAGCCGGGAGCGAAAGCCGAGAGCGAACGCCGGGCGGCGAAAGCCGGGCGGCGAAAGCCGGCGCGGCGAAAGCCGAGGAGGCGAAAGCCGCGCGGCAAAGCCGAGAGCGAAAGCCGCGCGGCGAAAAGCCGGGAGGCGAAAGCCGGCGCGCGAAAGCCGCGCGAGCGAAGCCGGCCGGCGAAAGCCGGGAGCGGCGAAGCACGGCGCGCAAGCCGGAGGCGAAAGCCGGGCGGCGAAAGCCGGGGGCGAAAGCCGAGCGAAAGCCGGCGGCGAAAGCCGAGAGGCGAAAGCCGGGAGGCGAAAGCCGAGGAGGCGAAAGCCGGGGCGGCGAAAGCCGGAGGCGAAGCCGAGGAGGCGAAAGCCGAAGGAGGCGAAAGCCGGGCGGCGGAAGCCGAGGAGCCAGCCGGGAGGCGGCUGCAAAGCACAACCUCCAGCAAACAAAACAAGGCAGACGGAGACAAGGAGCAAGAGACGACAGACAACAAGACAACAAAGACAACAAAGGCAAAGAAAAACACCAGGAACCGACAACCGAAACAAGCCGGCGCGGCGAAAGCCGAGGAGGCGAAAGCCGGGCGGCGAAAGCCGAGGAGGCGAAAGCCGGGGCGGCGAAAGCCGAGGAGGCGAAAGCCGAGGAGGCGAAAGCCGAGGAGGCGAAAGCCGGGGCGGCGAAAGCCGAGGAGGCGAAAGCCGAGGAGGCGAAAGCCGAGGAGGCGAAAGCCGGGGCGGCGAAAGCCGAGGAGGCGACAGCCGGGGAGGCGGCUGCAAAAGCACAACCUCCAGCAAACAAAAACAAGGCAGACGGAGACAAGGAGCAAGAGACGAAAGACAACAAAGACAACAAAGACAACAAAGGCAAAGAAAAAACACCAGGAACCGACACCGAGAACAAGGCAGAAAAGGACAAAGAUGAUGAAGGUAAAGGCGACAAGAAGAAACCAAAUUUAGAGAAAAACAGUGAAAAAACACCGGGAAGCAAGACCAAGGAGGACAAUCUGGAAGAAGAGGACACCAGAGAUGGAGACGCAGAAGGAAGAAAGCCGUACGACCCGUCGGGGGUGAAUAACGAGGCCGAGAGCAGUCACUUCUUUGCCUACCUGGUCUCCACGGCUGUGCUGGUCGCAGUGCUCUACAUCACUUACCACAACAAGCGCAAGAUCCUUGCUUUCCUUUUGGAGGGAAAGAAAUCCAAAUCCACUCGUCGACCUAAAUAUGCAGGAUACCAGAAGCUGGAGCAGCAAAUGUAAUCUGGACUCUCUCUCUCUCUCGAAGCCAUUGAGCCUCUCGCUGCUGAGCACACAGAGGUCUUGUGAGAAGAGAGUGAACGGAUACUGGCGUUAGAUAUUUCCCACAAUGCUCUCUGCCUUGCUUUCACCCUUUUCCUAAACCUAAACAGACAUUCUUCUAUUUUAUACCCCUAGAUAUCUUAUCAUAUGACUAUGCAGAUGACACUGUUGCCUUAUUGAGGGAACUAGUGAAAUGCAGUGAUGGUAAAAAUAAGCAGGUUGUUUUUUUGGCAUUUGGUGUCGUAAUUCCACUUUUAAGGCGAGCUUGUAAUUCAGCCCGACUUAAGGUCCGGACUCAGGAUAUUUCAGUAGCAGAU